AUGAUCAGCAAAAAAAUUCCCUUGGCGUCAUACCUGUUUACUCGUCUCAGACAAACAGGCACUCGGCGCAUCUACGGAGUACCUGGAGACUUUACGCUCAAAGCUCUCGAUCAUGUUCCCCGCUCCGGGCUCCAGUUCGUCGGAUGCUGUAAUGAGCUGAAUGCUGGCUAUGCCGCAGAUGGCUACGCCCGAGCCCAACGUCAUCGUCUGAACUCUGGGCUUGGUGCAUUGAUCACUACGUACGGUGUCGGGGAGCUGAGUGCAUCCAAUGCUGUCGCUGGAAGUUACGCCGAGCAUCUACCGGUCGUUCAUAUCGUCGGGACACCUUCUCAGAAAGCAAGACAGGUUUCGACUGCAAGCGUUGGUGGAAGGAAGCCGCACUUGCAUAUUCAUCACACCCUGGCUGAUUCACGAAUUGGUGUGUUCCGAGACAUUGCGGAGAAGUUUACAGUCGCACAGCUUGAUCUUGCGGGAGUCAAUGCUGAGGAUGUACCUAGCAAGGUUGAUGAGGUCCUCGCGAAGGCUCUGCAUCAUAGUCGUCCGGUCUAUAUCGAGCUACCAUCCGACGCGAUAGAAACUGCGGUCUCUUCAGCCACACUUGGCAACCCGAUCGACGAGAGACGAACCACAAGCGAUGGACCUGGAUACAUGGAGACAAAAACAAGGGCUGAUGCUCUUUUGCAAAAGAUUUACGCGGCUCAGAGACCAUUAAUUUUGGUCGAUCGGGGUGAUGGAAUCGAAACUAUCCGGCCUGAUAUCAACGACUUUGUAGAAAAGUCGGGUAUUCCAACACUGUCACUACCAUCAGGUGCCAGCAUGAUUAAUAACUCGCUAUCCAACUAUUUUGGUGUGUAUUCUGGUUCAAUAGGUCAUGUUGACUUGACGCCUGCCGUGAAGUCAGCAGAUUUGGUUUUGGCUUUUGGCUGUCAGUUCUCAGAUACCCAAACGCUCGGCUGGGGUGUCGUCCCUGACCGAGAUAACAUAUUUAUGAUUGGAAGAAAUCAUAUUGAGGAUGAACAGACGGAUGCUGGAGAGGUCUUGAGAACGAUGACCGCAAAUGUCAAGAAACAGAACCUCGCAAAGCAAGACACAUCUUUAUGGGGUAACUUCCGCCAUUUGCCUGCGCAGACACUCGAGCCGGAAGCUUCUAUAAACCAGGACGACUUCUACUUCCAUCUCAACAAGCAUCUCAAGGAUAACGACACGGUGUUGUUGGGAAACGCAACACCAAUUAUAGGUGGACGAGACUUUGUUCUUCCACCCUCUUCUCACCUCAUUGCAUCAGGAAUGUGGUUCUCGAUCGGACAUAUGCUGCCAGCAGCGUUGGGAGUUUCUCAAGCCAAAGCCGAUCAGGGUUCAUCUGGACGCACGAUUCUUCUGGACGGUGACGGAAGCUUCCAGAUGACGGCGCAAGAGUUAAGCACCAUUAUACACAAGCGCGUCAAUAUGAUUGUCUUCAUUGUUAAUAACAGUGGGUACACAUACGAGAGAUACAUCCAUGGUAUGGAUGAGGAGUACAACGAUGUCGCGCCGUGGAACUAUAGUAUUGGGCCUAGUCUUUUUGGUCCGGCACCUGAUGGAUAUCCAAUCCAGUCGUGCCGAGUACGGACCUGGAAAGAGCUGGACAGUGUUAUUAACUCUGAGGGAUUCUCCACCGGGAAAGGCUUGACGCUGGUCGACCUUGUUAUGGAUAGAUAUGAUAUUUCAGAGAAGGCCAAGAUGUUAUUUGAGUUUGUUAAUAAGCAACUUUAG
Molecule: messenger RNA, 1752 nt
Organism: Fusarium venenatum
Lineage: Eukaryota; Fungi; Ascomycota; Sordariomycetes; Hypocreales; Nectriaceae
Source: RefSeq, a predicted model, not a curated record